CGUCUAUUUGCGAUACAGAGUGCAAUGGAAAAGACCAACAACAUUCGUUUGAAAAUUUGUAAGAGAAGCUCGCUUAUUUUCUAAUUCUUGAUAUUGAUGCAUGAAAUCUGUUCUAUAAUGAAGUAUUUGUUCAAAGCUUUGUUCAAGGACGAACUUUGCAUACUAAUGAUUUCAUAUACAGUGUUGGUUGUAUAUGACUCAUGAAGUGGUGCUAAGUGUCACAAACAGGUAGGCAGGACUGAGAAAGGCCCUUAUUUCAAAGAAACAAAACAGAACAAAAUUCAGAAUCUGAAUCGCGUGCUUAGAAAACAGCCGUUUACCGACAGGCUAAACUAACGCCGUAUGUAUGAAUAAUUUGCGAUUGCUUUUGUUAACGAUCUGCGUGAAAUCUUCCUUUUUAAGCGAUUUUUGUUAUAUCAUAAGGUACUUUUUAACCAAUCUUUACCUAAACUUUUGAGAAAAAGUAAUCAUAAUCAGAGGCAACAGAAAUAUCAUUACAAAUUUGUAAAUCUCUUCUGCUACACUAGGUUGCUAUUUAUGUCAAAUCAACCCACCUUAUUAAUUAUUUCAGAUACGUAAAGGAGCCGAAGAAUCACUCUUUAACUUGGCCGACAUGGUGACGAACUCGUCGCUUUUAAAUGGAUCCUCUGUUCCGUUUACCAGCAGUGAACUACCAACUACAAGUCCUCGAGGAAGAGAUACCAUGGAUGGCCCGGGUGAUGCUGUUUGGAUUUUAACCAGUGCUUUCAUCAUUUUCACGAUGAUUUCGGGAUUUGGACUUGUAGAAUCUGGUAGGCUUAUUCUUGGGAUUUCAGUUGGUUCCUGAUGCUUGAAACACCGAAUUAAAAAAUUAGAAAUGUAUCGUUUUAAUUUACUUCAUAUUUCGAGUUUUCGAGAUCUUUAUUUCACGUUAUCCUAAAUGAUUGUUAAGUUCAGUUCACCAGUGAUGUCAAAUUUGUAAUCAUGGGGUUUUUAAGAUGGAACUUAUCAUGUCUUCCUCGGCUUAUGGAAACGAAACUCGAAAUUUCCCAUCAGCAUUAACCGAAAUCCAAAGAUCUUGAAGGUUUUACCUUCACAAUAUCAGUAAAAGAAAAUGACAGAAUAGAAGACUGAACUAGGGAAGGCAUAAACUCCAUUAGUGGACGGACUUUUUUUAAAACACGCCAGCUCGCAUUUUGUCGAUUAAAUUCACCCUUGACUUCUUAUUUGCAAGUAGACGAAUUAAUUUUGGAUCUGUCAAAAAAUAAUAUUUUAAUUGUUUCCUCUUCGCUUUAUAGUGUUCGUAAUGCGUUUCCGAACGCGGAUUCGUGAGAUUCGCCAAAGGUUUUUCCUACCUCAUGCGUUAGUCUUACCAUAUGUUUACUCGACAUAUCAAUUUUAGUUUCCUGUUUUUUGUAGAAUAUGAUAACUUCCUAUAUUGCAAAAUUCGCCCUUACGUCAAAUAUGUCAUUUAUGAAUUUUUUUUUCCUGUUUCGCAUUUCUUCAUGUGGCUAAUUGUUCUAUUUCUCCACCUGUAAGUUGGCUACCAAUGGCCUUGUCAUGCAUGUCUUGCAAUUAUUCUCUGGCAAGUUAUUCCAUUAAGAGCCUGGAUAAUGCUGCCUAAGCUCUGUUUACAUCAAAGCCGUAUUUUAAUGAAAUCAUAAACACGAGUAGAAAUCGGGAGUCUGCUAAAUAAUCCAAUCAUAAACCAGCAAAAUAAUUUAAGUAAGCUUUCGCACGAAAAUAUAUACAUGGUAGCUAAUCGUCUCAAAAGGGGUAUUUUCAGAGGAGAGCUUAAAUUAAAUGGUUCAUUGCUAUGCCUCAUUGUAGGAGAAAAUAUUAUGGUGAUACACAAGAGGCUCGCCUCUGCAAAUAAAACAAAAAUAAAAUAAUAAGGAUAGCAAGAACUCCCUUAAUUUGCGGUUUAAUAGUGGCGUUGAAAUUAGACAUUUCAAAUUAUCUUAACGAGAAGAAGAUUUGGAUCACGUGAUUCUAGGUGUUUGGCAAACUGUUCUUAGCGACGGCAAAUUUGGCUUUUAAAUUCUAUUUUCUGCUAGUGAGGAUAUUGUUCUAUGGGAUGGUAAGUAGCUAUAGAGGUUUGCAGCGCCAUCUUAAAAUAACAGUGACUACAAGUAUACCUUCAACUCUCUUUCCUGGAUCAUUGAAGGAUGAGCUGACAAACAGACUGUUAUUCUCGAGAACAAUUUUUUGUAUUUAAGCCUUUGGUUUGCCUUAUUAGGGUGGAAAAUUUGGCCUUUGGAAACACCAAAUGAAAGCUUAUUUCUAACCUGUGACAUAUGCGUUUUUGUCGUUGCCCGUUGCGUAAGAGGCCAAAAUUCUAAAACAGUACUACCUGAGCUCUGUUCCGACGAAUCCUAACACACGAAACCGGUUCCAUUAUCGCUAAUAUGUGAUUAGCUGUAUCUUAAAGGGAAUAUUCAUUGCUCUGACUGUGAAGGAGAACAAGCUUUCUGACACUUUUUGGCUGCAACAUAAAAAAAGUGAUUAAUUAAAACAUCAGGAAAAGUUCACUCGUCAUAUCAUUAAGUACUCCAGUAUUUUAAUUUAGAUGUGCAAUUUGGAUAUGGUCAAUAAUUUUUCUAUUGCUUAUAUCUAGGUAUGGUCUCUAGGAAGAACGAAGCAAAUAUAAUGGUGAAAAACGCUGUUGAUGUUAUAUUUGGCGGCCUGGGGUUCUGGAUGUUCGGCUUUGCUUUCACUUUUGGAAAGGACGAAGGUGCAAAUGCAUUCUCUGGCUAUGGAAGCUUUUUCACAGACGCAGAGGAGACGCGAAUGGGCGACGUGUUCGCACUUUAUUGUUUUCAAGCCUCUUUUGCCACUACCGCUACAACCAUCGUUUCAGGAGCAGUAGCGGAGAGGAUGAACUUAAAGGCGUACAUAAUAUUUGCCUUUACAAAUACCCUAACAUAUUGCUUCCCAGCCCACUGGGUAUGGGGGGACACAGGCUGGUUACGUAAGAUGGGAGUGGUCGACAUGGGUGGGGCCAGUCCAGUACAUCUUGUGGGAGGAGUCGCAGGUCUGGUCGCAACUAUCAUGCUCAAGCCCCGAGCUGGAAGAUUUAAAAGCUGUUCAGAUGCAAAUGCACCCUUGACGCACAAAAUGGGAAGUCCAACGAAUGUAUUGCUUGGUAUGUACGGGUAUUUAAACUUUUAACUUUGGGUUUGAGAUUUCAUACUUCAGUCGAUAAGUCAGUUUGUUUAAAAAUCGGUCAAUGAAUCGGCUAGUAACUUAGUCAUUCAAUCCGUCAGUCAGUUAUUUGGUCAGAUUCCUCGGCAGUCAUGAUUUGAGUCAAUAAUAUGAUUAGUUCAUAUACCAUUUAUUUUAAAUUAAUAUUUCUGGAUAUUUACCACUAUAUUUGUACCGUUAUAAGAAAUUUCUUUAAAUUUUUACGGAAGAGAAACUACGUUAUUCCUCCUAUUUCUCUUAUUACAGGAAUGUUCAUGCUAUGGUGGGGUUGGCUCGGUUUUAACUGUGGAAGCACAUUUGGGGUCAGCGGUGGAAGAUGGAAGCUUGCCUCUAGGUCUGCGGUCUGUACCAUAAAUGCUUCAUGCGGUGGUGGUGUUUUCGCUACUUUUUACAGCUACUUUAAAUGCAACAGGUGAGAUAGCAGGCAUCAUUGCCAAACGAUAAUUUCCUGAACGUGAUGCAUGCAUGUUUUAAGGCAACUUUUUGUAAGUUCUUAAGCCCCCCUUAAUUCUUUGUUUCGUUUGGUCACUUAGACAGUGAGGUUGAGAGGCUUGUAAAUGAAUGAUUCCAUAGACGAAAAAACCAACUUUUCAUACAGUCCUGCCAAUAAAUACUGGAUAUGUCUUUUUGAAUUGAUGAUAUCCGAGCUUUCAAUAUUUUAAGGGUUUGAGUCCGAAACGCAUCUACACUCAAGGUCAUCUGAGUGAGAUUUUGUAUCUUUGCGAUGUCAUCUACUAGCGGUAAGGUUUUCAAAUCUUCUCGGGAAAGGACACGAAGAAACAUCGCUUUGACAAUGGCCAUAACUGUGACAACCAAUGAUCUCUAGGUAGGAGUCAUUGUUAAAUUUAGCUUCCCAACCACUGUUUAAUCAAGGACAGAAAUGUAAGGGUAUCAACGAUAAACUAACAUCUUACGUUUCUCUUCUAGGUUGGACAUUCCUUUCUUCAUGGUUGGAGUACUUGGUAGCCUCGUCAGUAUCACUGCCAUAUGUGGUGUUGUGAGACCUGGAGAGAGUUUAGCAAUAGGCUUCAUUGGUUCAGCAAUUUCUAUCCUUGGCUGGCAACUUCUAAGCAAACUCAAAAUUGAUGACCCUGUAGGUGCAGUUCCUACCCAUGCAGGAGGCUCUAUAUGGGGGAUGUUAGCUGUUGGACUCUUUGUUGAAAAAGACACCCUUGAGAAUACUUUCUCCUCAACUUAUGGUGCUUUCAAAGGCGGUCAUGUGAAGAUACUUGGUGUGCAGCUUUUGGCAUGUGUGUCCAUAACAGUAUGGACCGUCAUAACAGUUUUUAUGCAGCUUUACAUCAUUGAAAAAUCUGUGGGGCUGAGAUUCCCACUUGAGGAAGAGAUCCUCGGAGCUGAUGCCUGUGAACAUGGAAUUGACCAGUCACAAGCUAGACCUGAGAACCGGGUACGCCCCGUGACAGGGUCACAGAAUAGAGUGUUCCCCAUAGGCGACGAUGGACAUAUUGGAGAAGCGGAUUCAAAUCCCCCAAAAAAUCCUUCAGCACGUAAUGGAACUUCUAAACCUGGAAGUGAUGACACCAGACUGCAAGACUGUGAAGAAUCUGCCACUGAAUCGAUAUCCGAACUAUCGUUAGAGAGCAUCCCGGGAUAUGAUAAAACGACACACAGAAAACAACACAGUUCAUUCCAUGAAGCCGAGAAUAACUUUGAUUCUGACAGUUCCGGCAAUGUUUUUAGAAAAAGGUGGGAUAAAGUUCUCCAAUCUACGAGAAAAGUCAGCUUCUCCGAGAAAAAUGGGGAUAGAGACGUCCCUAAUGAAUUUUCCCAGCCUAAGGCGAAAGUUCCCGUGGUCAUAACCCUCACACCAGCGGAUGAAAGUCGGGAAUUAAGGCUGAGUUUAAAUGACAUGAGAAAACUGACAAAGUAAAUGCUUUAAAACCUUUAUUAUCAAGAUCUAAAAAUGGUGGUAAAUUUCAUUCAAAAUCCACUCGCAAAGAUGCUGUUCUUUUAGAAUGGAGUAAUUGCUUUGCAUAUUCCAAUGCAGGUUAGAGAGUGAUCGAAAAGAAGGUGCGAAUAGAUCUUUAUUCUUUAGUUUUGGCCUAAUUAAUUUGUUGCUAUAACGAAGAUUUGUCUCAUAGAAAGGCCCCCCCUUGUAAAUAAACGGUUCAAAUAUCGAUUAAUUCGUAGUGCUAAACAUAUUAACCUUUGAAUCGUCAUAAAAAGGUGACCUUUUACGUUUUGUAUAAUGUCUUGUGCAAAUAAAGUUAAGGUACGUUGGCCUUGUGUGCUUUAAUUUCAUUUACCUAUUAUUUAAUGGAUGGUUAUCUGUACAGUUUGGAUAAGCUCAGUCCCAAAAUAGUGAUACCAUGCUGGCGCAAAACACUAAGUUAAAAGCUUGAUUGCUACUUGUUUUCAAUGUAAUGAAUAUUUAUC
Pocillopora meandrina is the source of this 5580-nucleotide messenger RNA. The record is from the annotation of a GenBank genome assembly. NCBI's taxonomy places the organism in Eukaryota, Metazoa, Cnidaria, Anthozoa, Scleractinia, Pocilloporidae.